UUGACUAUGCAAGACCUAAAACUCUUUUUAAACGAAGUAUGAAGCUAAAGUAACUCCACCAAUUCAUGAAAAAGAAAAGAAAAUUAAUUAUAGAGAGAUGUCUAUAGAUACAAUCAUGGAAGAUGGAGAUUCCUUUGUUUCUAAUACAGAUGCAAUCAUCUGUGCCGCUUCUGAUAUUUCAGGUUGGACUCAAAGCCUGAUCUCAGACCCCAAUAUUCCGAAUUCGUCAAACUCGAUGAGUGUAGACGACGACCACCACCAGCAGAUUUCGACUGCUGCUGGCGGCGGUACUGAUGAUUUGAUGAUUAUAUCAUCAUGUGCAUCUUCCAGCAUGCCUAAGAAUAAUGACAAGCAAAGCGAUCAAGAGAUCAAAAUAUUUAAUGUUGAUUUUAGAGCAUUUUCUGGGGCUGCUGUAGUAUAUUCACCUUCUUCUUCUUCUUCGUCACCAACUCAACCCCAAAACAAUUUUUUAUUCAGAAGACACUGCAUUCAGAACGUUUAGAUCAGCUUUUGUCCCCUAUAAAGUCCCAAGACUCCCAAUAGCUGCAAGAGAUCGUAGUCAAAGCCAGGGCGGAUCCAGGAUUUAAACCGUCAAACGACCACAAAUGGUAGUUACAAAAUUCCAGUGAGAAGAGACGCGGAAGGCCUAAUGAUAUGUUUCAACAAUGAGAUCUUUGAUCCCUCAGACCAAGACGCGGAAACGUUCAUGCUUUCUUUCAAACGCAGUAUUUUACUACAACCAAAAAAAGAAAUCAUUUAAGAAAUAAGGAAUAAUUGCAGGUGGAAACCAACUUGUUAUAGUUGCCUAAAUAAUUGCAGUGUUGUAGACAAAAGUACUUACUGGACCUAAAUUCAAGGAGUUGGGCUGCAAAAGUUGAGGAGCACACACCAGAAGCUGCUGAUCCUUUUUUGAAUAUGUUUUGGAUUCUGUUUUUAUUUUUUGAAAGUUUGCAGUUCUUCUUUUCUAGUUAACAGUAAAUUUGUGCACUAAGCUCCCGUUAUGUGUAGGAUCCGAAGAAGGCUGGAUUAUCAUACGCAGCCUUAUUCUGCAUUUUUACAAGAAACUGUUUCCACGACUGGAACCCAUAACCUCCUGGUCA
Nicotiana attenuata is the source of this 1100-nucleotide messenger RNA. RefSeq lists its product as uncharacterized. The record is from RefSeq and is a predicted model, not a curated record. The coding region runs from base 98 to 502 and encodes 134 amino acids. The transcript has a single exon. NCBI's taxonomy places the organism in Eukaryota, Viridiplantae, Streptophyta, Magnoliopsida, Solanales, Solanaceae.